This is a messenger RNA of Amoebophrya sp. A25, 6616 nucleotides long. The record is from the annotation of a GenBank genome assembly. Lineage: Eukaryota; Dinophyceae; Syndiniales; Amoebophryaceae.
AGGAAAAAAUAAUCCAAUCAAAGGGAUUGUUGAUAGAGUAGCUUCCUCUGAAUUUCUCCCAUGAUGCAUGUUUCUCCUGCUAGCAAUUUGUAAAAAAAUGCUUCAGAUAGAGCAGCCCCGAAUACUAGGCAGCAUGACCACCAAAAUGCGAGUGCGACGCAAAUGGCCUUUUCUGGCCUCUUUUGCAGCCGCCCGAUUCUCAGCACUACACUUCGAAGCUGCAGUUGCCGGGCAUCAUGCUCAUGCUGUCAGAAAGGUCACCAGCACGACAACAUCUUCACGGUAUCAUCAGCAUCAUGCUAGUAGAGGACAAGCCACCAGCAAGACGACGUUUUUAUCCGAUACCGACUGCGACCGCUACCGAGCGAGUGUCUGCGGUGCAAGGUUCUUCCGCUCUCGGGAUAUAGCGCACGCCUGUGUCCUAGGAGAGCCAUUGAAAGGGAGUGCCCCACCUCCACCGGAGCUUCCUCCUCUCGCAGUGGUCCACACAUCCGGCGACAAGACGAUGAGGAAUAGUACUUCUAGUCAGCAGGAGGGCAAGCAGGAAAUGGACAUGCAGGAGAAAAUGUGUGUGAUAUGGCAGGUUGAGUGCUGUAGGUCUUGGUUUUCGACUUCUAAAGAAUUACUUAGGUAGCUCACUUUUGGAGGACUUUCUCUCCAUGCCGAUGCAAAUGAUCUCCGAAGCCGCAAGGAUACCCUAUAUCUAUGUCUCCCUUAUGCAAAACCAAAAAAUUGAUUCUUGUCACCACGAUCCCUUCCCCCCACCUUGCUCUCCUUCAUAUCCAAGAUCGCCGUUGCAUUUUGCUGACCGUAGUGCGGAGCUAGAGCAGGCUGGAUGGCGACCUGACCUGCCGUUGUUGACGGAAUUGGAUCUCAAUGACGGCGUCUGUGACUUCGCUCUUGGCACUCGCGCGCCACCUUUGAAGGCCCUCGAUCUUUCACCACUAGUGAGCCGUGAACUUGCAAGACAAGAAAAAAAGGAGAAGGAGGUGAACUUGAACAACGUGAACAAGAGGCAAAGGAUUCAUCUUCAAGAAGGAGAUAGUAGUACUGAGCCGAAGUCCCCUACUAGUAGCACACAGAAGAUGAAGUCUCUAGCUAGUGCGCCUAGUGCGCCUACGCUGCGAUACCUAGUGGAACUGGAUGCAAAGAUACAGGAUGCAAAAAUAUUAUGGCUUUCGCAGGCUCAGCGUUGUAAGCAGCAAAAAAACGCAGCUGGCCACUGUUCUACUUUCUCGCAGGCCUCUGCACGCAGCUUCCCCGGCCUCUGCUCCCAAAGGCGCCCGGCGUCCCUCAGCUUUUACCAGUGUUGAGUUAGCAAAUGCCGGCGCGGCCACGCCCUGCAGCGCGCCGCCCCCCGGCCUGGGACGACAAGCCGCAGGCCCCGGUCGUCGCCAAAAUGUGGCCGCCGCCUCUUCGGGUGCUUCCCCCCGUUUCCACCGCAUGAAGCACGGGGAGGGCGCAACACCAUCCCGGGCCCUUUGGUCGGGGGGGGGGUCGGUCUAUCUUCUAUGUUUUGCCGCACGGGGCCCCCGCACAAGUGGAAGAGACCGCGGCCAGGCGCUGGCAGAAGGCAGUGUUGGGGCGUGGGGGUGGCGGCCCGUGUACGGCGGGCAGCUCCUCGCCCUCAUUCCUUUGGCGUGAUAGCAUCAGCGUGCACCCACGGCGUUUUCACGCAGGGGGGCGGCCAGUCUCCUUCUGGUGAGGUUUGGCGAAGCAAGUAGCUGGCCUGCGGCUGGCUUGGUGGCUCUAUUGGAGCAGGCGGAUCGCAGGCGCAAGGCUGCGCAAAAGCCGCGUGAGGUGUCGUGUUCAACUAGCUCCGCGCCUUGUUUCUUCCUCUGGGUGCCGGCGCCGCCCGUGGCUCGUUUCUUCCUCGUAUUUUCCUUCCCACUUUGAUGGCACGCGUGAUGCUCAGCAUCCAUUCGUCUGGCUCAGGGGGGUGCUGGCGUUGUUCGUUGGGGAACGUUUGCGCGCCAAGGCUCUCCCAGCUCUAGCCGCGGCGUGUUGCGUGCUCUACUCCUCUGACUUCCUCGGGUGGCAAUAGGAGAGGGCAGAGGGAGCAGGGGGGGCCGCGCGUGCGAGUGUGCCCCGCCUCGACACUGACCAGGCAGCGAAGCGGCUGAAGGGUGCAAGGCGCUGCCGAUGGCCCUCCCUCUGAACAGCGACGAAAGCUCCCCGCUUGCAGCAGGCGGCGCUCUUGUAGCGGAUAAAUAGCCGCAUGUGAAACCCAAGGGCCACGGCGUAGAGGAUUGGCGCCGUGGCGUGUGUCGUACUUACAUGCUGCGGAUGGCUGCGAGCGCGGGAGAUAUGUGGCGAGCGUGGCUUUGGGCUCCCUCUGUCUUCUUGUGUUGCCGCUCUCGUGUAGGGUGUGGGUCACUGCUGUGGAGGGCCAGGCAGUGCGCCGACCUUUUCGGGCCUCGGUUCGUUUUUGAUGUCGAAUGUAGUGGAGAGCCAUCGGCGUUGCUGCUGAGUGUCAGGCAGUAUGGUGAAGCUUUGGCAGUGCAGGCAUGUGACCCCCUACGGGUGGGCGGGGUGUGGCCUUUGGCCUUGUUUGGUUUGCUUUGCUUGGUGUCAUUGUUUCAGGGUCUUGCUGCUUGCUUUCUUGAUUGCAGUGGUGACCUGGCCACGUUUGUUCAUGCUGAUGGCUGAGGAUAGCCGACCGCUAGGGAUGGAGAGAGGUGGCCUCUCUAUGUAGCUGCGCCAGAGACUAGUAAGUAGCUAGCGCAGCUGUCACGCUUUGAAGCAAAUGAGUGUCGGCAUAAGCCUUUCUUUCUAAACUACGCAGUAGCACGAGCACCAGAUGGCGCGGCAGCUUUCGACCUCGGUACUUUUAUUACCCUUCUGGACGAUGGCGAGAGACAAGGUGGCUCAUCAGUUGCACAAACUACAAACUCAACAAGCAAGAAGACGUCCAAUGUUGUACCGGCUGGAACUGCGCUCGCGCGAUUGAUGUCACGUUACACGUCAAUCAUGGACAGUGGCGGACGAAUCGACCAGCCAGGACUGGUAGAAGUGGACAGAAGUGCUAGUACUAGCACUAGCAUCAUCUGCACGAAGAGCGAUGUUAUGGAUGGUUUCAACUAUUCCACAUCCGCUUAGGUAGAUCCGCAAUUUUUAGUAGCCCCUUUUGACGCCUUCUGGUCCGAGUCGCAUCAUUUCCUUACCUUUUCAACUUUAGGAGACCCGAACAAGAACACCCUAACAGACCACGCUAGCCCUUCCUUCCCUCGUCUAACAGCAGCAUGGAUAAGAUGAUGAAUGUUUGCUCACAACUGAUUGCGCCGCACACUGCGGACAACUUCGUGUGGGUAGCGCAGGAGGCAGACUUCGGUCCCAAUCUGAAACAGCUACACCUCUUCUGGGAUAACCAGACUAAUAAUAUGGCAAGACACGACGACAACUGCGUACUCGUUUCAAUGGUGGUACAUCUCAAACUACUUGUACUUUCACUGAAUCGUAGUUGAUGUCCUCUUCUGAUUGAAGCUACGGGUCAUGGAUUCUUGCUCGUUAUUAACGGUAGUUAUUCGAGUACUAAUCCUGAUCACAACAUCCAAGCAUGAAACAGUUCAAAUUAUUCCUCUCAGAGGUGAUCCCACUACACUUCACGUUCACACAUGAUCACCCCUCACCUCUUCCUCAGUCUCACACUGACACGUCAGUCUCACUCUCCACCUCCACUCUAAUCCUUUCCACCACCGACUCACUCGUUGGUACAGUUGGUCAAACUUUCAGAAGCCAGUAGAAGAAGGUGCUCUCGGUGCACACGAUGACGUGUACGAUAAGAUGGCGGGAGCGCGCGUCUCCCUGCCAAUUGGGCUCAACCGCAUGAUGCAUAAGGCUGCAUUGGAGCAGGCGAGACAAGAGAUUUGGGGUGUUUCAGAUGGAACGACAGGCGAUGCAAAGAAACCACUGGUAUUGGCUCAAGGCCGUCAAGAACAUGUUACCUCCAACAACAUGAAGAACGUUCAAACCUCCAGAACAGCGUCAAAGUCAGCAACAGUAUCCUCAAGGCCACUGUCUUCGUUGAAAAAUGGACGAAUGCUGAUCAAUGUAAGACAGCUGGCGCAGAAGGGUCGCAAAGAACUCCUAGAUACUGCGAAAAAGUGGGACUUCGCAGAUAUUAUCAUGAGUGAAAAUGUUAAGGCUACGUAGUAAACUUCUAACAAGUUCUUCUUCUUGUCGUGUGAUAUCUUCGAUGGAUGCUGAGCCCUGUGAAAAUGUUGUAUUGGUUUCGCGAAGUAAAUCCCGUUUCAGGUUCCUCUAGUUCUAACCCUACCCUAAGCGGCUCCUUCGAGAAGGACACGUGGCUAGUGCAGCCGUCGCAGACUUCGUUUUUGGAGACCUCUGCAUCCGGGCUUCUGCGUCGAGAACGUUUUGGUGAUCAUUCGGAGUACAGCGGACUACUGUUAAGAACAGUAGGCAAGAAUGUGUAGUUAGCUAUACUACACAUGAUGGGCACUUAGAUGUAGAGUAGUCUGUGUAAGUUUUUGCCAUGUUCCUUCCGCUCCACAGCUUAUUUUCAUGUGUUAAAAGCUUUCACUAUCACUAUGAUACCGAGCUGAUUCAAACAUCACGACUACUAGUAGGAAGACACUGAUCUACCACUCUUCAUUUUCCACAUCUUGUCCACUUUCUAGAAUCUCCCAGUAAGUCAUUCUUGCGUGUGUUUAUCUUUUCAUCAGGAAAUGAGUUCAAUUAAACUGGAAUAAAAUCAAAAAAUUUGGGAUUUUCAUGAAAAUUGAGAUUUGAUGGUUCAAAUUUCAGGUUGUAAUUUUCGAACAAAUCCUCGUUUUCGCUCUGAGCGAGUCUCCUCGUGGUAAUAGCCGCGUACUACUUGUAAUGGCCGCGUAAAAAUCAAGAAGCGUGUACGUGUUGUCCGACACCAAUCUUGUCCUCUUCUAACAAAUGGUGGAAGGGGCUCCACCUCAACCUCGGGCGACCCGACCACCAGUGCUGAUUUUUACCGGCUGUUGUCCCGCUACAGUUUCAUCGCUUGCCCGCGAGGUGCGCAACCGGAUACCCAUCGCCUCUAUGAGGCUUUGUAUAUCUAUGGCAUUGGAUGAGAAGUACUUAGGUAAAAAAUAAUGACACCAACAUCCGUCCUUAGAUAAGUAUAUUCUUGUACUCAGAUAAAGGACACCAUCGUCCUCUUUAUUGCAGAUACUGAUACAGACACUAUCGUUCCCGUUUGGACCCACGCGAGUACACAUCAAAGAAGAGGUGAUCCAUCAAAGAAGAGGUGACCCUUUCUAUCUCUCUCGCUGUCUCUUCCCCAUUCUCUCUUCCCCAUUCUCUCUUCCCCAUUCUCUCUUCCCCAUUCUCUCUUCCUGAUUCUCUCUUCCCCACUCUGUCUCCUCCCCCUCGCUCUCCUCCCCAACCCCACUCUCAUGCUAAGGGAGUCACUCCAGUCAUGCUCAAGGACCCAGCACAUGCAGAACUAAUGGAUACUUGGGACCAAUUUCCUGUCGUCUGGCUCGAUAGCUGGGAUCAGCUAAACGAUCCGGUCCAAGCGAAAAAAUUGUUGAAGUUAAGGUGGUUGAAAUUUUUGCCUGAGCCUGACUUUUCUUUUAGUAUGAUGAAAAUACAGUCGUUUUUUGUAAGCAUGAAAAUCUGUCGUUUUUCAUAUACAUCAUGCUCUUUCGUCGGUUUUUGUUUUUUCUAGUUAAUAGAUAUGCUCCACCAACAUUAUUGAUGCUGAAGAUGUGCAGCUGAUGUUGUAAGUAGAUGAAGUUCUACUUCUGAAGUUGUUACUGAAGUGCUGACGUAAGUAGAAGUUAAUCUUCGUUGUAUCAUUGAUAACUUUGUGCUUGUUUCCUGAGGGUACUAAAGUACUAGAAGUCUAUUAAAGUAGAAUUCUAUUAAAGUAGAAGUUACUAAAGUACUAGAAGUCUAUUAAAGUAGAAGUCUAUAUUAAUUACGAUUAAGUACUACCUCAUCUAAACCUGGAGUCACCGUUUCCGAAGGACGUGAGCUACGAUCGAGCAACGUUGGACUACUGGGUGAAGCGAAUUUUGGGCGAAAAGACCAGCCACGAUCCAUGGUUGAAGGAGGACUCUUCGGAGGUGAAGAAGAAGGAGCAGGCCGGCGCGUAGGACGAGGAGGAGGAGGUGAAGAGAGAGGUUUUGGAGGUAGAGAAUGCCUGUUGCCUUCAAGGAAAAGAAAAGGAAAAGAAAAUAUAUACUUAAUGGGUGCAUGGAACAAUACGAGAAAUACAAAUAGUUUACAAUGUUGCUGCAAAAGAAGAAAAACUGUGACUUUCUUAUGUAUGUCCUCGUGAUGUUGAAGACAAGAUGAUAGCCUACAAGAAUAUCUAAUGACUCAACGAUUCAUCUUCAUCGUAUGUGAGUUUGCUUAGCAUAUAAUCCUUCACUAAAAAUAGACGAAAAGAGGUAACAUCAAGUUUCAAUAAUCUGCCUCAUGAUCAUAGCUGUGAAGCAUACUGAGAUUGACAUUCACUCAGUGUCAUUUAAAUGCACCAUGUUGAGCUUCCAAGAAGACCUUGCUUUUACGCACUAGCGACUUGCUUCGUCAACAAGAAAGAUUAACAAGAUUCAGAUGCAUCAUCAUGCGGAUUGAAAACUCGAAAGAGCUUAUGGAUUGGAAACUAGCCGUAGCG